Messenger RNA from Daktulosphaira vitifoliae (grape phylloxera), 6340 nucleotides. RefSeq names its product exportin-1 (gene emb). The transcript has 20 exons. Lineage: Eukaryota; Metazoa; Arthropoda; Insecta; Hemiptera; Phylloxeridae. The record is from RefSeq and is a predicted model, not a curated record. Bases 296 to 3535 code for a protein of 1079 amino acids. Gene Ontology annotation, cellular component: cytoplasm; nucleus. Gene Ontology annotation, biological process: protein export from nucleus; ribosomal small subunit export from nucleus; ribosomal large subunit export from nucleus. Gene Ontology annotation, molecular function: small GTPase binding; nuclear export signal receptor activity.
UACCAUAGUCAGUGAAAAUUUGUGUUUUGGUUGCGGCGACGCCAUCUUUAUAAAAUUAUUCCUUAACCGUAAUCAUUCGUGAUCAUCUGCGUAAUUCAGUUUUUCCUUAGAUUUUCUUAAAGGAGCCAAAUACAUGUAGUUUUAACACAAAAUUAUUUGUUUGUGUGUAUGAAUGUCUUCUGAGUGAAUGGAACGGUGACUAGGUCUUAAAUCCAAAGUUACUGUUGCGUAUACUUGUCGUCUGUCUGUUGUUGACUGAAUCAAUAUAUAAUAAAAAUAAAUCAAUUGCAAAGAAAUGGCUACAAUGACGGAUCAGGUUUCUAAGUUAUUAGAUUUUUCUCAAAAGCUUGACAUUACACUUUUAGAGAAUAUUGUUGGAUGUAUGUACACAGGCACUGGUGAUCAGCAAAGAGCUGCUCAAGAAGUUUUAACUACAUUAAAAGAACAUCCUGAUGCAUGGACUAGAGUAGAUACUAUACUUGAAUUUUCAAAUAAUCAACAAACAAAGUAUUUCGCUUUACAAAUUUUGGAACAACUUAUUAAAACUAGAUGGAAAGUUUUACCUAGAAAUCAAUGUGAAGGAAUAAAAAAGUACAUUGUUGCAUUAAUAAUAAAAACAUCUUCUGAUCCAAUAACUAUGGAAAGAGAAAAGACCUACCUCAAUAAAUUAAAUAUAAUUCUUGUUCAGGUGUUAAAACGAGAAUGGCCAAAAAAUUGGGAAUCGUUUGUAGGUGAAAUUGUUGGUGCAAGCAAAUCGAAUGCUAGUUUAUGUCAGAAUAAUAUGGUUAUUUUAAAAUUGCUAAGUGAGGAAGUUUUUGAUUUCUCAGCAGGCAAUAUGACUCAAAUGAAAGCCAAACAUUUAAAAGACACUAUGUGCUCAGAAUUUGCACAAAUUUUUGAGCUUUGUCAAUUUGUUUUGAGUUCUUCUCAAAAUGUAGCUUUAGUUAGUGCUACGUUACAUACACUAUUAAGAUUUUUGAAUUGGAUACCCUUAGGCUAUAUAUUUGAAACAGACUUGAUUGACACAUUGAUUUUCAAAUUUUUCAACGUUCCUAUGUUCAGAAAUGUUACUUUACAAUGUUUAACUGAAAUAGCAGCUGUAACUGUACCAAAUUAUGAUGCUGCAUUUGCAGGAUUAUUUUCUAAAACAAUGGCACAACUUGUUGAGAUGUUGCCCAUUCAUACUAAUAUUAAAGAGGCUUAUGCAUCUGGACAAGAUCAAGAACAGAAUUUUAUUCAAAAUUUAGCAUUAUUCUUGUGUACAUUUUUGAAAGAGCAUGCCCUUUUAGUAGAAAAAAGUGGUUCUAAUGAAGAUUUGUUAAAAGCACUUCAUUAUUUAGUUAUGAUAUCUGAAGUUGAAGAGAUAGAAAUAUUUAAAAUUUGUUUAGAAUAUUGGAAUAGUUUGGCUGCAAGUUUAUACAGGGAAAAUCCAUUUGGUCAACUACAAAUUGUUGGUCUGUUUUCUUUGUCUCCUAAUAGCCGGCCGGAUUCUAAUGCCAUAUCUCCAAGACGUCAAUUUUAUGCUCCCGUUUUAUCCCAAAUGCGAUAUAUAAUGAUAAGUCGCAUGGCUAAACCAGAAGAAGUUUUAGUGGUAGAAAAUGAAAAUGGAGAAGUAGUUCGAGAGUUUAUGAAAGAUACAGAUGCUAUUCAUUUGUAUAAAAGUAUGAGGGAAACACUUGUCUAUUUGACUCAUUUAGAUUGUGUUGAUACUGAACGGAUUAUGACUGAAAAAUUACACAAUCAAGUUAAUGGAAAUGAAUGGUCAUGGAAAAAUUUGAAUACUCUUUGUUGGGCAAUAGGAAGUAUAUCUGGAGCAAUGCAUGAAGAAGAUGAAAAACGAUUUUUAGUUACAGCUAUUAAAGAUUUAUUAGGUUUAUGUGAACAAAAAAAAGGUAAAGACAAUAAAGCAAUCAUAGCCUCAAAUAUCAUGUAUGUCGUUGGUCAAUAUCCUCGAUUUCUAAGAGCUCAUUGGAAAUUUUUAAAAACUGUUGUCAAUAAACUUUUCGAGUUCAUGCAUGAAACUCAUGAUGGAGUUCAAGAUAUGGCUUGUGAUACAUUUAUAAAAAUUGCUUUAAAAUGUAGAAGAUAUUUUGUUCAAGUGCAAGUUGGAGAAGCAAUGCCUUUUAUUGAUGAAAUUUUGAAUUCUAUGGCAACAAUUACCAGUGAUUUGCAACCACAACAAGUACACACAUUCUACGAAGCUGUUGGAAUAAUGAUUGCUGCCCAAGUAAAUUCUAAAAUUCAAGAGCAAUUAAUUGACAAGUACAUGCUUUUACCUAACAUAGUGUGGGAUGAUUGUAUCAUUCAAGCUUCUAAAGAUGUUGAGAUAUUAAAGGAACCAGAAUUUGUGAAACAAUUGGGUAACAUUUUAAAAACUAAUGCCCGAGCAUGCAAGUCACUUGGUCAUCAAUAUGUUGUUCAAUUGGGUAAAAUAUAUUUGGACAUGUUAAAUAUAUAUAAUGUCAUGAGUGCUAAUAUUACUGAUGCUAUCACAACUAAUGGAGACAGUGUUACUAAACAGCCAUUGAUUAAGAAUAUGCGUGUAAUUAAAAAAGAAACUUUACGUUUAAUAUCGGACUGGAUUUCAAAGUCUAAUGAUAAUGCAAUGGUGCUGGAAAACUUUAUUCCUCCUCUUUUGGAGACUGUAUUGGCUGAUUACAGUAAAACGAUGCAUCCAUCUGCAAGAGAACCAGAAGUUUUAAGUGCCAUGGCCACCAUCAUUGAUAAACUUCAAUCUGACAUCACACCAGCUGUUCCAAAGAUAUUAGAUGCUGUAUUUGAAGCUACAUUAACUAUGAUAAAUAAAGAUUUUGAACAGUUUCCUGAACAUAGAACCAAUUUCUACCUCCUUUUACAAGCGAUAAAUAAUCAUUGUUUUGUGUCAUUCCUUUCAAUACCAGCACCUCAAUUUAAAUUAGUUCUAGAUUCAAUAUUUUGGGCUUUUAAACAUACUAUGCGGGAUGUAGCAGAAACUGGAUUAUUGAUAUUAUAUAAAUUAUUACAAAAUGUUCAGCAACAUAAACAAGCUGCUCAAAGUUUCUAUGUCACUUAUUUUACUGAUAUUUUACAACAUGUUUUUUCAGUUGCUACUGAUACCUCACAUACGGCUAGUUUAUUGAUGCAUGCUCAAAUUUUAUCAUACAUGUUCAAAUUGGUGGAAAGUGAUCGUAUUGAGGUUUUAUUAAGUGCGCCUGGUGCUCCACCCGAUGGUGAAGUUACUGAAAAAAAUGUUGCAUAUGUGCGUGAUUUUGUUGCAUCUCUCUUAAAAACAGCUUUUCCCCAUUUAGCUGAUCCUCAGAUUGCCCUUACUGUCCAAGGAAUGUUUAAUCUUAAUCAUGAUCUAAAUGCUUUCAAAGACCAUCUUCGAGAUUUCCUUGUUCAAAUUAGGGAAUUUACUGGUGAAGAUAUUUCUGAUUUAUAUCUUGAAGAAAGGGAACAAGCUUUAAGACAAGCACAAGAAGAAAAACGUGAAAUCCAAAAAUCAGUACCUGGUAUAUUAAAUCCACAUGAAAUCACUGAUGAUAUGCAAGACUAGAUAAGAAUAUAAAGCGGUUAUCGCAUCACUUAAAAACCUAAUGGUUAUGUUAAAUUUGGUUAUUAUUUAAUCUUCCUUAUCCAUUCAAUCAGAAUAUGGACUUUAACUCGGUAGAAUGUUUAGUCAUUUAUUUUUUCAUUAAAUCUGUUUUUUUCUAUUAUAAAAAUCAGUGUAUUAAAAAUGAAACUAAAACUUAAGUUUUGUUUGUUAUAUAAAGAUAUAUUCAAUUUAUUGGGUAAUAAUUGACAGGCUCAUUGCAUUUGUUUAAGUUUUGACUUAUUUUGGCACUUGUAAGCAUUUAUGGUUUAUCAUACCCACCUAUUCUAUUUAGACUACUCUGUAAGUUUUAUCACUAGCAUGGUAAAAGUUUUUUGUAUUACAUUCUAUGCAGUUCUACGUUUGAAACAAUAGUAUGUCCUCCUUUUUCUCAAUAAAUUGGUUGAAUAUUUGUAUAUAUUUAAAGAAAAUUGUGAAUUUAGUUUUUUUUUUUUUUGUUAAUUUAUAAAUUAUUAAAAACUAAAGUUUGGUAAAAAGACAUAGCAUGUUAAAACAACACUCUUAAAUGAUGGUUGAGUUUUAUAUUUUAAAACCUAAUUGUAAAAAAUCAUUGUACAAAUUUUUCUUUAUUUUUUUAUAUUAAUAAUAUGAACGAGUUAAUGAACUUGACCUUACAGUUUAGCAUUAAAAUUUUGUUAUCUACUAUUUAAUAAGUUCACUAUAAUUUGUUCCCAAUUAGGUUCUAGUGUUAUUGGCAUUUAAUAAAGUUAAAAUGACUUUUUAUAAAAUUAUUUGUAUAAAACCUUGUUUUUCAAUUUAAAUUAUAAAUAAGACUUUUUUAACAGAAUAGUCUUAAAAGUAUAUUCAACAUUGGUAUAUCAAUUAAGGGCUAUAUGAUGUGUAGAAAUUAAUACAAAUUUCCUUUAUUCAUUCAUAACUAUUUGAAACUUAGUAUUGAUAUUGUCUAAUUUCAUCAUCUAGUAUUUUCAAAAUUCUAUAUAAAAUAUUGUUUCAUGACAAAUUGGUAUUUGUUUAUCUAAGAAGCAUUUACAUUUUAAUUUCUUUUUGUUUCUUUUGUGAUUAAUUCCACAACAAUAACAAUCCUGCAUCUUCAACAAUAAUAAUUUAUUUAUAAUUAGAUCUAUAGUGUUAAACAUCUUUAUUUAAUAAAUCAAUGAAUAUUAAAAAAUCUGUUAAUAUUUUUAAUUUGUGAGUUUCAGUAUUUCAUUAAUUUUCUUUUUACCAAUUAUCUCUUAAUAUUAAGUGAAAUUUUACAUAGUAAAUUUGUGGUAUUAUGUAUGUAUGUAUUUCAGUGGACCUAAUAUUUAAAAUUUAAGAACUAUUAAUAAACUAAUAAUAUUGCUCAAUAAAACUAAAAAUGCCAUCUGAAAAUUUAUAUUUCAUCAAGAAUUAAUAUAUUUUCUUACUUUAGAUAAUGCCAAAUCUUCUUCAUGUUGAUUUAUUGAAACUUGUUUUUUUUUUUGAUUAGUUAAGGGUAAAUAAUUUUGAUUAUCAUUAUUCUGAUAGUCUUAAAAAGAAGAAAAUAUUAUAAUUUUCUAUUUAUUUAAAUUCUGGUUUACUUUUAAAAAUAUUUUUUGAUAUAUAAAAUAAAUAAAAUUACAAUAAUUGUUAGUAAUAAGGCUGUGAUAAAAGAGAUGGGAUUUUAUAUUUGGGAUCCCGUAAAAAAAUAAAAUUUUGUGUUAGUUAUGUUCAAAAUUGAAAUUUCUUUAUGGAUAAUCUAAAUAUAUUUACAUGCAAAAUAAAGGCAUUCGUAUUUAUUUUUGAAGUAUUAUUAUUCCUGAUUACAAUUGAAUGACUAAUUUGCUUCUAAAUUAUUUUUACAUGAUGUAUAAAAAUGUUUAAAUAAAUAAAAAUACUUUAAAUAUUUUCACGAUUAAUUACAUUUUAAUAGAAGUAAAGAUGAUUUACUUGCAUGCUGAUUUUGAAUGAUUAUACUGGUGUUUGAGCUAGAUAAAUUGUUAUCCGCGUUACAAAGAGAAUAAUCCAGUGGGUUAUUCAAUUUGUUAAUGUAACAGUUUUUUGAGUGGCAAUUUUCACAUGAGAUAUUUGUUUUCAAAUUCUUUGUUUCUUGUUUCUUGUCAUCAGAGUUAUUACUUUGUAACAUACUACGAUACAUUAUUUUUGAGUAGCUAUUUGGGCUGGGUGUAGUGGGUAAAGUUUUUGCUUUGUUUUGAUGUCGUUCUUUAUAAGCGAUAAGUUUUUUCAAAUCUGAAAUAUUUUGUAUCAGACCAUGAUUUUUAUUCGUGAAUUAUAAGUUUUACACAUUUUAUUUAAUAAAUAUGUACUUUUGUGUGAAAUUUUUUUUUAAGUCACUUCUUUAUUUAUUCAUGUUAAUUCUAUAAUAAACUACUACUACAUACCUUCUAUAAACCUGUUUAAUAUCUCUGGUGCUAUGUUUGUGUAACCCAAUAUUUCUAAAUGCCUCUUUACCUCGUAUGGCUCUAUAUGCAUAUUUGCAAGCUGUAAUAACUACUUUAAGAUAUAAUAAAUAUUGAAAUUAAAAUGACAGGUAAAUUGUUAGUUUUAAGUUUCUAGGUAUAAUGUUUAUCAGCCAAGAUUUUUGUAUAAAACAAAUGUAAUAGAUUUAAAUUAUUGAUUUCAAAACAAAAAUUGAUUUUAUUUUGUAAAUAAAAUAUUUUGCUGCUGACAUAAUUUCUAAGUAAUAUCUUUCAAGGUGCCAAUAAUAUUGGAGCCAUUUCAUUUCAUUGUGAUUUUAUUUUUUGUAUUAUGUAGACAAUACCUAUUUAUAAUAUUUGUUGGUUUCAAAUAAAGCAUUUACUACUAAUA